Telopea speciosissima is the source of this 1651-nucleotide messenger RNA. Its product is annotated as berberine bridge enzyme-like 23. Lineage: Eukaryota; Viridiplantae; Streptophyta; Magnoliopsida; Proteales; Proteaceae. The record is from RefSeq and is a predicted model, not a curated record. Gene Ontology annotation, molecular function: oxidoreductase activity; FAD binding. The transcript has a single exon. The coding region runs from base 47 to 1651 and encodes 534 amino acids.
UUGAGCAAACGAAACCAUCCUUUCAGAAACCAAGCAAGAGACAAAAAUGGGUUCUUUGGUUUCUGUAAUCCUCAUCAUCUUCUUUGUUCUCAGGUUUUCAGUUUCUUUAGCAAACUCAAGUUCAAUCUAUGAGAAUUUCCUCAAAUGUGCUACAAAUUAUUCUUCUGAAUCAGUAUCUGAACUUAUCUACACUCCUCAAAACUCAUCUUUCUCUUCUAUCUUGAAUUCUACAAUACAGAACCUUAGACUCCUUUCAUCUAAAAACCCCAAACCUCUUUUUAUUAUCACACCUACCCAUGAAUCCCACAUCCAAGCAGCUGUUAUCUGCUCUAAACAAUGUAAUCUGCAGAUCAAAGUCAGGAGCGGAGGCCAUGACUAUGAAGGCCUAUCUUAUCUAUCUAAUGCACUGUUCCUCAUUAUAGAUCUCCGUGACCUUCGGUCAAUAGAUGUCAACAUUGAAGAUGAGACCGCAUGGGUUCAGGCAGGAGCAACUAUUGGAGAGGUUUAUUAUCGAAUUGCAGAGAAAAGUAGGAUCCAUGGCUUCCCUGGAGGGGUCUGCCACAGUGUGGGCAUUGGUGGGAUGUUCAGUGGAGGUGGAAUAGGAACUAUGAUGAGAAAAUAUGGACUUGCCUGUGAUAACAUAGUCGAUGCUCGAAUAGUUGAUGUUAAUGGAAGAAUUUUUGAUAGAAAAUCAAUGGGUGAAGGUUUGUUUUGGGCCAUCAGAGGAGGAGGAGCAGCAAGCUUUGGUGUCAUAAUCUCAUGGCAAAUCAGGUUGGUUUCUGUUCCAUCAAUUGUAACUGUCUUCACAGUUAGGAGAUCAUUAGAAGAAGGAGCUACUAAACUUGUUCACAAGUGGCAACACAUAGCAGAUAAAUUACAUGAAGAUUUGUUCAUAAGAAUCAUCAUAUAUGUUCCAAGUGGAGAGACAAGCACGGUUAGAGCUUCAUUCAAUUCCUUGUUUCUUGGAAGUGCUAAAGAACUCUUUUCUUUGAUGAAGAACAGCUUUCCAGAAUUAGGAUUGGAGGCCAAGGACUGUAUUGAGAUGAGUUGGAUCAAUUCUACCCUCUACUUCGAUGGAUACCGCAAUGGAGAAUCCACGGCAGAUGUUCUACUAAACAGGACUUUUCAGUCCAAGAAUUUCUUUAAGGCCAAGUCUGAUUUUGUGAAGAAACCCAUUUCUGAAACAGGGCUGGAAGGGAUAUGGAAGUUAUUCCUUGAGGGAGAAGGUGCAGUCAUGGUGGUUGAUCCUCUUGGUGGGAAGAUGAGUGAAAUAUCAGAGUCUGAAACUCCAUUUCCACACAGAGCUGGUAAUCUGUAUAACAUUCAAUACAGGGUGGAAUGGCAAGAGGCAGGGGGUGGGAUAAGGGCUACAAAAAAACAAAAGAAAUGGAUGAGGAAGCUCCACAAGUACAUGACUCCUUAUGUCUCCAACUCUCCCAGGGCUGCAUACCUCAACUAUAGAGAUCUUGAUUUGGGUAGAAACAGAGAUGGCAAUACAAGCUACUCAAAAGCUAGAGUUUUGGGGAGAAAGUAUUUCAAGAGUAACUAUAAAAAAUUGGCACUUCUAAAGGGAAAGGCAGAUCCAGGUAACUUCUUUUGGGAUGAGCAAAGCAUUCCACCACUUAUCUCAACAGGGCAGGAGAAAGAUUGA